CGCUCUAUGACCCGGAUGUGAUUCCGCCGAGCAAUGGUGGGUGAGCGGAUCUGGAUUGCGUCCCUCAUGUAAACAACACAACACAUUGCGCACUCCUUUGUUUGUUUAAGGACAGAAAACCAGCGGCGAUCAGGAGCAUGAGAUUAUCUCGCGAAAGUCGCCUCAUCUGAGAAAUAAACAUGUCGAUGGAAGAUCCGUUUUUUGUGGUGAAAGGGGAGGUGCAGAAGGCCGUGAACAACGCUCAAGGGCUUUACCAAAGAUGGAUGGAGUUAUCACAGGACCCGGGUGGUGCCACCAAGGAGGAAGUUGACUGGACCACCAAUGAGCUGCGAAACAGCUUGAGGUCCAUUGAAUGGGACCUGGAGGAUCUGGAUGAGACCAUCAGUAUUGUGGAGUCUAAUCCAAAGAAGUUCAAUCUGGAUAUGAUGGAGCUGGCCAAGAGAAAAGCUUUCAUUACUAGUACACGGCAAACAGUCAAGGAACUGAAAGACCACAUGACUAGUCCAGCAGGCAUUUCGGAGAAGAAGAAUCGACAGACUUUGAUGGGGGACGCUGGAUCCCGUGGCCCAAUCUGGCAACCUAGUAGUGAUAAGUACACUAGACUUGAUAAUGAGCUGCAGUCUGCAAACUCCCAGUUCAUUGAUGAUCAACAGAAUCAGCAACAGAUCAUUGCGGAAAAGCAAGACGAGCAAUUAGAGCUGGUGUCAGGAACCAUCGGCGUCCUGAAGAACAUGUCUCAAAGGAUCGGUCAAGAACUAGAUGAGCAGGCUGUGAUGCUAGAUGACUUUUCACACGAGAUGGACAACACUCACUCUAGGAUGGAUAAUGUUAUGAAGAAACUGGCUAAGGUUUCUCACAUGACCAGUGAUCGAAGACAGUGGUGUGCUAUCGGCAUUCUGGUGGCUAUCCUUUUUGUUGUGAUAAUCCUCCUCAUUGUUCUGUGAACAAACCACUACAGCCCUUUACCUGCAUAUAUUCACAAACUAAGGUGCUUGGAAGGGAGAAAACAAACAAAAACAUUUUCCUCUCCAUCUCUAUUCCAUUACACUGUAUUAUGAUGCUGCUUUAUACUUUCUUUUUAGUUUCCCUAUGAAUAAAGAGUGUCGCAAAUGUGUAAAAUACUGAUUACAAGUGAACAAACGAAAAACGGUUUAGAAGUAGUGAGGUAACGCAGGGUAAGUCGUGCAUUUAUUUUCGAAUGGACCAUCAUUUUUAACACGAGGUUGUACGAACGUAUAGCGACGUCUAGGGCUACUAAAAAAAUAAAUGUUUAUUAUCUUUACCGUGCACUACUGUAACAGUAGCUUUAGACCACUGUAAAUAAUCACCACUUAAUAUGAAGUUCUAAAGCCCCGUUCAGACCGCAAGCGACUAGCGGUAGCAGAGCGACAUGAUCUCAUUCAUUUCAGUUGAAGUGUUGGCGACUUCCUGCGACAGGAAGUGGGCGUAUUUAGCGAUGCAACAAAGUUGGGAAAAGUUAACUUUACGCAAAUGAUGACCAGAAUUAGAAACGCCUCCUAACGACCCCAUUGAAAGAGAUGGGCGACAGACAGCGAGAAAGUUGCUAGUGGUCUGAACGGGGCGUCACAUGUUAACACUGGAGAAACAGAUGCUGUUUAAGCAGGUAUGUUACUAAUUAUACUAAGUUAGCUUAAAAGUCUUUCUUUCUGUGUGCUUUGUUUACUUCGACUUAUUGUGAAACAUUCAUUAGUGAGAUUAUAGUAUGAAGGUUUCGGCACUUCAUGAACUAUGUUUUUUAACAUUGAAGGUAUUGUUAUGAAUAACUGCUCAUAUAGGCUAACAACUAAAUCCAAAAACAGUUUACUUGUGUUUUAUAGUUUGAUAUUAUUGGAUCUUUACUUUGUGAAUUGCGUGACAAUUGUUUGUAUGAUUUAUGCGUUGAAAGUCAAAAAGACGAUCACUUUAGUUUUUAGGUUAAACUGAAUUUGACUACGUAGUUGGAUUCUGUAAAGUUUAAGUCCGUAUCUAGCCAGUGCCUUAGGUGUAAGGAGGGUCGACUUGCAUUUCAUUUUAAAACGCAGAGCGCUCUUGACACGACACUUGGUAGUAUUUCUUAUAUUUUAAACAGUAUCGCGUAUAUUCAGUUAAUGCCUAGCUUCGGUCCGUUUAUAUUUACACUAACUCGAUUUGUAUUUUUACUGCUCAUGCAAAUGAAAUCUAUAAAGCAGCAGUCAAUAGUAUGCAAAUCAUUGUAUUCAUUUGUUGGCUUUGUCGUAAGAGCGAUAAUACACAUAUUAUGUGUAAAACAUGGAGCACAUUUAUCUUAUUAGAUAUUUGAAUGGUUUGUUUCAUUUUAUUUUGUUUAAAUCUCUUGGAAGAGUUUUAUGAAGAAAUGUUAAAAAAUUGUCAUAUUUCACCAGAAAUAACACAAAAAUGUUUUGCAUGAAUAAAAACCUUUCACUUUUAGACAUAUUACGGUUUUUGCAUUGUGAUAUGACGAUUUAAUGCAUUUACUGUAAUGAAAACAAAAUCUCAGUACUUGAAUGCGAAUUUACAUACGAUUUUAUGUGUACGCGAAUAUACACGCACAGUUGAGCGUACAGCAUCGUAAAGCAUAGUUUAUUUGACUCGUAUAUGUACACAGAUGUUCGAAAUACGUGCACACGUAAGUGCGCGUACAGUGCACACAAACUAUUUUGAUGAUGAUAUUUGCGCUGUAUCCGGACCCUCGCAUAUGCGUAAAAACUAAACUAUAAUUCUAGCUUGAUGCUACGGAGCCCCUAAGGGUACAUGGAGCAAAAAUUAAAUAAAGUUUUGUUUCGCGUGCGCAUGCAAAACUAACAAGUUUAGUUUCGAAACUUUCACGUGCGCACACGAUAGUUUCACGUGAGCAUGCGAAACUAAUCUUUAAAAAAUUUUUGCGUGAGAACAUAAAAGUUUCACGUGAGCACAUGAAACUAAACUUUAGAUUUUUUACUCCAAUGUCACCUUAGGGGCUCGGUAUGAUAGAGAAAUUAUACAUUUUGGAAUACUUAACUAACAUAAAACACGAUUAAUUUUUUAUUAUUAUUUAGGUGAAAUAUGACAUGAGCAUGGCAUUAGACUUACUUUAUAAAUUUUACAUAAACUGUUUGUUUUUAAGCAAUCACUCCACUCCACUGUUUUUCAAUAGAGGAUGAAUACAGGGACUUUACAGUAUUUUAACUCGAUAUUUUUUUUUGUUGGUCGAUAAAAUAGUGUUACAUGAUACCGACUCCUCUUUGUCACAUGAUGCGACAUGUAAUUUCUGAUUGGUUUGAAGUAUUAUUGCAAAUAUUGCUCUGUAAAUUAUGCAAAUGUACAAUAUGAAUAAACAGCAAGGUCACCGGUCUGCAGUGGCUGCACAUAAAGAUCAAGGUUGUGAACGUCUGAUAAACGCUGUUCUUCCUUUUUGUGUGAAAUCUUGUUGUGUUUGUUUGACCCGUCUCUUUUGUUGAUUUUUAUCUGUUAGAAAAUGUAUGUAAAACAACCUUAUGUUCUCCCACACCCUGCAGUUUUUGUCAAUGUGUAAAAUCCUAAGCCUGAAUAAAAACAAAUCACUAACAUAA
Molecule: messenger RNA, 3548 nt
Organism: Misgurnus anguillicaudatus (oriental weatherfish)
Lineage: Eukaryota; Metazoa; Chordata; Actinopteri; Cypriniformes; Cobitidae
Gene: stx6
Product: syntaxin 6
Biological process (GO): intracellular protein transport; Golgi vesicle transport
Cellular component (GO): membrane
Molecular function (GO): SNAP receptor activity
Source: RefSeq, a predicted model, not a curated record